AUGGCCGCCUCGACCACGGUGAACCAGCUGAGUCUGGAGUAUCCCUUCGAAGAACUCCAGCAGGCCACGCACGAUUUCUGCGGCAACCUGCGGCUAGGCUAUGGAUCCUUUGGUGGAGUCUUUCGAGGCAUCCAAAAGGAUGGCACAGAGGUGGCCAUCAAGGUGCUAGACGUGGGCGAUGAAGGCGGCUUUGAGGAGGAGGUGCGCGUCCUGAGCAAGUUCCGACAUCCAAACCUGGUGAUUCUGAUGGGCUUUGCCCGCCAUGGGCCCCAGCGGUUCCUUGUCUACGAGCAUCUAGCGGGUGGCGAUGUCUUCCGACGGCUCCAACGAUGUGCCCAAGACAACGUACCCUUCACUUGGCGAGAACGUCUCAGCGUGGCUUUCGACGCCUCCUGCGGGCUCUCGCAUCUCCACAACGCGUCGCCGAAG
Molecule: messenger RNA, 429 nt
Organism: Symbiodinium necroappetens
Lineage: Eukaryota; Dinophyceae; Suessiales; Symbiodiniaceae
Source: the annotation of a GenBank genome assembly